UUUAGGUAUGAUGUCAUAUAUCGUUCAACGUGGGCAAAGCGUUAUCAGAGGCUAACACUGGCUGACAUUGGGCUGACAGUAACAGUAGCGCAACGAUGCCCGCCCCCUCGCAUUGCGCCCUUCUGUUUAGCAAUUACCAUCACCACUGUCUUACUACACUUCCGUCAGCGCGUCUUGCUUCUUCCUCGAGCUUCGACGGACUGGUGGAGAUUGUGAGACAGUACGAGGCCAACGAGAUGAAGAAGGCUAUGGAGGAAGAUGCAGCACCUGCGGUCAUACCACCUGUACCUAUGCGUCGGCCGAACGUGAUGUCCAUCGCGCACAUCUUGUGCUCCGACCCAGCAGUUACACCGUCUCAAGCAACCGUAGAGAGGGCGUACGAUGCUUCCACGCCGUUAUCUCCCCUACCAGUGGAGUGCAAUAGCAUGGAGGUAUCAAGCGAGUAUGAGCUGCCAGUGUCUUUUGAGGAUAUGAGCGUUUACCUCAACUACUUUGAUGAAGAUGAGGUAGAGGUUGUUCAGCUCUAUGCGCCUAUACAGUGGGACGCAGGCUCUCCAGUGCUCGGAUGGACGCCUCCUGAUGGUUCUGAAGACGUCGUCAUCGGCCACGAGGAUCUAGCGUGUCCAUCACCGAUGUCAAAUUCAGCCUUCUACCGUGUCCCCGCAUCUGAAGAGCCUGAACGUAUUGCCGCAUACAAACCCACGCAACCCACAUGCGUCAAGGCAAAGUCAAAGUCAUCGAAGCAUCCCCCUGCGCAGCUUCCACGAACACGAGUGGUACUCGCGCCUACUCAACGCACAGGAGUGAAGAGCAAGAGUAGAGAACAUAAAGCCAAGUCACGGGUGUCUUGUGGGUACGGGAAACCGCCAAAGGGUGGGAUUCCUCCUGCACUGGCUAGGGAUGUGACAAAAUCUCAUGCAUUGCGCGCGGAAAAGGAGCGUCAGUGUAUACGUGCUGCUGCUGUAAGAGCUGGGGAGGGGAGAAAGCCGAGUGUGCUGCAGAGGGCGAGUGCGCAGACUGAGGAUGAUAUGUCGAUGACCUGCUAGUUGUUCUCUCCUCUCCUAGUCCACGAUGUCGACACGAGCUUUGUUUAACCUUGAGACAAAGAUUAUUUUUAUUCCCUUCUCGAGGCUUGCCUGACUUGUGUGCUGCGGCAAUAUUAUUGUUAGUUCACUACCCUCCACGAUAGCAUCAGUACUUUUUGUCAUGACCCCUGGUACGAUGUCGUGGUAUCGACCUGAGCUUCUUUUACCAGAUAAUUAGCGAAGUCUUUGUUUGCAGUACUGACAAUUUUUUGGCCCUUUUGUGGACCGUGGUCGCCAUGUGAGUCGAGCAGUGCCAAAGUACC
This is a messenger RNA of Suillus paluster, 1348 nucleotides long. RefSeq lists its product as uncharacterized. NCBI's taxonomy places the organism in Eukaryota, Fungi, Basidiomycota, Agaricomycetes, Boletales, Suillaceae. The transcript is spliced from 4 exons. The record is from RefSeq and is a predicted model, not a curated record. Bases 96 to 1046 code for a protein of 316 amino acids.